AUGACCCCCGAUACUUUGGCUUCGGGCAGACUGACAGCGCAGCACUACCUCCUUCUGAGAAGAUUGGGCUGGUUACUACAUCCAGAGAUUGUGGAACAGGUCAAGCACCGUGAGGCUCUUGAGAUCGCAGAUGUGGCGUGCGGGAACGCGAUCUGGGCGCUGGAUAUAGCCCUCGCGUACCCGCAGGCACAUAUUACCGGUAUCGACAUAUCGCCGCAGCAGUUCCCGCCAAGGUUCACAUGGCCGGAGAAGGUGACGCUGGAAAUCCAUGAUAUCUUCCAUCCCAUGCCAGAGCGCUACAUUGGGCGCUUUGACAUUGUGCAUUGCCGGUUGAUCAUGGCGGCGGUGUACGGCCAGAAUAAAGACUGGGUGAUGCAUAAUAUUAUUAGACUUCUAAAGCCCGGCGGCUACAUUCAAUGGACCGACGCGACUGUACCACUGCUCCAAGCCAUGAGUGACCCGAUGAGAGGACGGAGAACGUUUCAAGAACCCCCUGCGAUCACGAACCAGUUAACCAGCCUGUAUGGCUGCACAGAAUGGCUGCGGCAUCUUGGCCAGGAACUCCAGCGCCACGGCUUGAUCAACCUCCGCGACGUGGACAUGCCGCCGGUGCCCUGGCUAUCCAGACAGGAGACCGAUAACGCCCUUUGGGCUCUGACCGAUAUUCGCAAGGGCAUAAGAUUGACGGCCACGAAGGAGGUGUCGGACAGCUUUGAACUUGCCGUGGAGGGGACUCUGGGAGACAUCAGGCAGGGCCGAGUAUUCUUUACCACCUAUUACACGACAAUUGGGCAGAAGCCGAGAUAG
This is a messenger RNA of Cladophialophora yegresii CBS 114405, 807 nucleotides long. RefSeq lists its product as uncharacterized. The coding region runs from base 1 to 807 and encodes 268 amino acids. The transcript has a single exon. The record is from RefSeq and is a predicted model, not a curated record. Lineage: Eukaryota; Fungi; Ascomycota; Eurotiomycetes; Chaetothyriales; Herpotrichiellaceae.